Molecule: messenger RNA, 162 nt
Organism: Ambispora leptoticha
Lineage: Eukaryota; Fungi; Glomeromycota; Glomeromycetes; Archaeosporales; Ambisporaceae
Source: the annotation of a GenBank genome assembly
AUGGCUGCCAAUAGUUUCAACUCUUCACAAUCUGUUAGUUCACCAAUAAUAAAGCGGAAAACAAGUGCCACUAAAACUACUUUAACAUUUUUAGAUACGCGAAAAGAAGCUAUUGAUGCUUUAAAAAAGAGCGUGGAAAGAUUAAUGAGUGAAAAAAUGUAG